Macrosteles quadrilineatus (aster leafhopper) is the source of this 1372-nucleotide messenger RNA. It is a transcript of the gene Mic26-27, whose product is annotated as MICOS complex subunit MIC27. The record is from RefSeq and is a predicted model, not a curated record. The coding region runs from base 207 to 1106 and encodes 299 amino acids. Gene Ontology annotation, cellular component: MICOS complex. The transcript has 7 exons. Gene Ontology annotation, biological process: cristae formation. Lineage: Eukaryota; Metazoa; Arthropoda; Insecta; Hemiptera; Cicadellidae.
UUUUUUCGGCAAUUGGUUUUUCAUGUUGGUACUCCUUGUUCUCAAUCAGGUGAUUAAAAUAAAUAACCAAAUUUCUGAAUAAUUAAUUAUUAUCCUUCGAAAAAUCGGCUGUUGUUAACUUCUGGGACAUUUUAGUGAUUUAAAGGUCGACCUGAAAUUGAAAAAGUUGAAUAAAUAGUAAGAUUUAACAUACAUGCUAAAAAAUAAUGUUUAAUAAAAUGGCUAUUAGAAAGGUAGUUUAUCCAAUUGCUUCCGCAGGACUUUUCACUGCCUCAGUCGCUGCUGCUGAGGAGAAAAAAGAUGAAGAGAAAAAGCAACUAAUUCGUAGAAAAGAUCUAUCAAUAUAUCCAGCAAAGAAAGAAGAAAAAAUUGUAACGAGAGAAGAAGAAGAUAAACCCGACUCUGCGUUGAUGAGCGCAGUGAGACAAGUGAGGGAGGCAGUCUGGUCUGCGGGAAAACAGGUGCAAGGGGUCUCAGACUCUGUGAACCAUGUAAUAGAGACUGGCAAAGCGCAUACUGCAUCGUCAAUUCAGAUUCUGAGGGAAGACGACCACUACCUCCAUCGUUAUGGAGCCAUCACAGUUGGAGGAUUAGUCGGAUAUGUAUUCGCCAUCCGUCGCGGAUUCUUCCGCAAAAUCAUCUACACAGGAACUGGUGCGACCGCAGUAGCUUCAGUUGUUUACCCAGAAGAAGCUAAAGAGUACUCGUCCGAAGCAUUGGCUGCGGCCAAGAAAUAUAUUGUCGUAGCAUAUCACUUUGUUAAUGGAGUGUUGAGGGACUACGCAGGCGUCCAGUUGCCCAACCUACCAGGGCCACUAGCCGUGGGAAGUGCUAGUGCCGCGGAGAAGGAUGCGUCGACGGUACCUACAAGUGCCGCGCUCAUGCCCCACACUGCCUCUGCCCCUAGUCAUAUCAACAUGCCCCCACUUGACGUUCCCUCGUCUGUUUCAGACAAGAAGCAAGGUAACGAUUCGGACAAAGAAACGAAAAAACCCUCCAAGCCUGAAAAGGGAUUGGAACCUCAGCCUGCAUCCUAUGUUGUUCCUGAUCCUAAUGAACCUCUGGCUGAGCCAGACUAUUACAACAUGUACUCUAGAAGAGCCUAGAAUGACCACGGCAGUACUCCUAUCGUCAAAUCUGCAGUGAAUUAAGUUAAAUUUCAAAACUGUACAGAACACAAGCAAUUUGUAAAUAAAUUUUAUUUUAUUUUAUUUUUAAAAUGGUAUUUAUGGAAUUAUAUUAAAUUAGAUGAAUCAACUUAUUUAUUUAUUCUUGAGAAUAAUUUUACAUUGUUUUCUCAGUAAUUGACUGGCGCUUAUAGUCAAAUUGUAAUUUGUGUGUUUCAAUAAAACAGAACUGGAAAUGCUUCUGA